Dentiscutata erythropus is the source of this 4257-nucleotide messenger RNA. Lineage: Eukaryota; Fungi; Glomeromycota; Glomeromycetes; Diversisporales; Gigasporaceae. The record is from the annotation of a GenBank genome assembly.
AUGAUCGCGUACAAAAUAAGAUCUAGAGUCAUACUCGUCUUAAUUUAUGUUCUUGCCUUUGAAAAUGUAGUUUUAAGUGAAUACCGAACAUUAAAUGGAACCAAUAAUGAUAAAGAUACUAUAGGGGUGGUAAAUAUGCCAUUUGUACGGCAACAAGUACCUCUAACAUAUUUCCAAGAUAAUGUUGCAAUUAUGGUAUCUACUCCAGGAAAUUAUACAACACUUACAACGGCUGUAAGUUGUGCUGACAGGUUACCAGCUGGUAACCUUCCACUACCUAGAUGCGUCAGUAAUGUCCUUCAUUCAUAUCGAUUAAAAGCGAAUGAUGUUUUUAAUUUAACGUAUUUGGAGCAAUUUAAAUCGAAAAGAAGUAUUUCUCAUAUAGUUAGCGUUGGUCCAGAAAAUGGUCAAAAUUUUCCACAAGGGAUCUAUAUUCCCACUGAUGAUAGCACCUAUCAGUCCAACUAUAUAGUCGGACCAAAUGUUACAAUGAAUCAACCAUAUUUAGCAUUCAACCGCUCCCAAGGCUCUGGAAAUGUCGGAAUUAACGCGGGUACACCUUUUCUCGACGGGUCUCAUCUCUAUGGAGUAACAGAUGCUCAAACUUCUUUAAUUCGUGAUACUGAUACUGGUAGCAGAGGAAAAAUGAGACUAGUUACAUCAAAUCAAACGGAGGAUGGUAAACUAGGGUACCCACCUAAGGAUGCAAAUGGAGAAUACAUUUUUGGGUUAACUUCGCUUAAAGGAAGAAAUGUUUUUACAGACGAUGUGAUGAAUUAUAUGCGAUUCAUGGUAACUCUUGGAAUGAUGAAACUUAUUUUCAAGAAGCAAGAAGAUGGUAUCCUUUUAGGAACUCCUUUACCAGUUUAUAAAAGUUACAAUGCGGAUCUUAAACCGGCUGUUGACACUUUCUUUGCGACAACUUCAAUGCGUUAUGGUCAUAGCGAAGUUAGUGAUAAUUACGCAAUUGUUGAUGACAAAGGACAUUUUAUUACUACUUUACAAUUAAAUUCACUUCAACAACCUCAUUUACUCGAAUUGUAUGGUAUUCCUAAUCUUGUAGUAUCGAUGGCUCUUCAAAUGCAAGAAGAAGUUGAUAUAUAUAUUAGUGACCAGAUGCGAUAUUAUCUUUUUAAAUCCGAAUUAAUGGACAUAGCGAGUCUUGAUUGUAUGAGAGGGCGUGAUCAUGGAAUCCCAAAAUAUAAUGACGCAAGACAAUAUUUUGGUUUAACUCGGGCUCAAGAUUGGUCUGACAUUUCAUCUGAUCCCGCUGUGCAAAGUCGUUUACGGAAUGUUUAUGGUACUGUUGAUCAAGUUGAAUCAUUUGUUGGGGGCCUUGCUGAAGAUCAUGUCCCUGGUUCAAAUCUUGGCCCUUUAUUUUAUCAUAGUUAUAUUAAUCAGUGGACAAACAUACGAGAUUUUGAUAGAUUUUGGUAUGAAUCACCAGGUGGAGGAUUUACUUCUGAUGAAAUAAAUACCAUUCACAACACGACUUUAGCCAUGGUGAUUAAUAGAAACAUUCCAAGUACAUAUUCAACACCAACAAAUUUAUGGGUGGUUCAACCAGUCGUUGCACCUAAUGCCACCGCUCCAAAUUCUUCUUAUUCUCCAUUUAAUAUCUUAAAAUUUUCCAAUACAUAUCAAGUACAAUGGAGGAUUGAUGGUUCUGAUCUUUAUUUAUUUAUGACAAUGCAAAGUGCAAAUGCCUGGUUUGGUAUUGGAUUCAAUUCGUUGGAUGGUGGCAUGUUGUUUGCUGAUAUGAUAAUCGUAACUGUCAACAGCUCUAUGAUAGAUGUUGGUCUUUAUAUGCCCACUGCUUAUCAGAAACCUGAUCGUGAUUUAAAUAGUACUUUCCUUACUGUCUUAGGAAAAAAUGUAACUAAUGGGUACACUCAGGUAGAAGUGAAACGCCCCCUUAAUGCUCCAAACCGAAAACCUAUUACUAAUUCUUUAACAACAACAAUUUAUGCCUUCAAUCCGUCAGUCAGUAUACUAACUUACCAUGGUGGAAAUCGUGGGUCUAUGAGCGUUAACUUUUUCACUGCGUCAACUGCUGGUUCUUUAACUGAGCAAUCCAGAAAAAUGCAAUUGGCCCAUGGAACUGGCAUGUUUACAAUAUGGUGUGUCUUAUUCCCAGUGUCAAUAUGGAUCGUUAGGUAUAUGAGACAUAGGGAUUCACAUAUGUUUCAACAUCGAAAUCUUCAAAUUGUUGGUGCUUUCUGUGUUGGAAUCUUUGGUGCUGUAGCAAUGUCUUCAGUUACUGUACAGUUCAGAGUCCCCCAUGGAAUUCUUGGUACUUCAAUCUAUACUGGUUUAAUUGUUCAAGUAGCGCUAGGAUUGUUGGCAAUAUUUGGUUUAGCACAUGUUGAAUCUGCUUUUUUGUUGGCCAUGAUCUUUUUGGCAAGCGAAUUUUAUUACAAGAUUAAGAAUUUACAAUUUUUAUGGCCAACUCGAAUGAUGAAUGAUACAAAUUUACGAAUUCAUAGAAGAAUUCCUGAAAAAGUUUAUGAAUUACUUCCUGCUUAUACAUGGAGUGAAUUUAAUGAAAAAGUUUUGUCUGGUGCUUGCCUUGUCGUCGCUGAAGGACUGGUUUUCGAUAUUCAUAGUUGGAUCAAAAUUCAUCCCGGUGGUCAAAAAAUUUUACGCAGAGUGAUCGGAACAGAUAUUACUAAUGACUUCUUUUUUGAUCCAAAUGUGCAAAUGGUUAUCUCAAGAAACUUUGAUAAAGAACAUGAACUAUUACAAUCAAAUACUAUUGAUACUACAGAAUAUCCAACCGUUCAGUUAAAACAUAAUAAACCCAGUUCUGGUGUUCCAAGUUCUAUUGCAAGAUCAAUUGAUAUACUUAAUAGUGUCACUUUUAAAAAUACUAGAGUCGCAAUGCAUAGGCAUUCUAAAUUUGCAACCGCUAAAUUGGCCACUAUGGUUAUUGCACGCAUUUCUGGUUAUGAUGAUGAAAAUGUUUCAAGACCGGCUGUUGAUGGAAUAUUACCAUAUUUAACACCUAGUAAAUCCAGAAUUUCACCUGACAUAUUUAGAAGAUAUAUUCUUACAAAUAUUGAAGAUGUUACAAGAUAUGAUGCUGAAAAUCCUGUAAAGAAAUUUACUUUUCAAGUUAUCCAUCCAUAUGAAAAAUUACCUGAAAUAUUACCUGGUGAUUAUAUUGAAGUCAUGAGCUAUACAAAUAAAACAACUAUUGUCAGACCGUAUACUCUUCUCAAAGGACCUUCUAAUACUACUUUCUCGAUCAUUGUCAAAAUUUAUAAAGAUGGUGUUAUGUCUCAACAUUUGGGUAAACAACUAAGAAAUUUUGAGAUUGCAGUUAGAGGUCCAUUUGAUGUAUCAGAACGAAUUGAACAGGUUGAAUUACCUUCUUCUUCUGAAGCAGGUUUACGACGUAGACUACGUGCAAGUAUUAUGAGUACAUCUGGCCAUUCAUCUAGCCGUAGAUAUACAAAAUCAAAUACAGCUUAUAGUAGAUAUGGAAGUGUUUCCAGUGAUGAUAACAAUUAUAGAGCUCCAUCUAGUAGAAUUUUAUUAAAUAGUGCUAGGGAAGAUAAAUGUUGGGAUUACCUUUUCCUCGUUUGUGGUGGUACAGGCAUAACCCCUGCACUUCAACUGAUUCAAUAUCAUUUAGAACAAAAAGAUUCAAAAUUCCAUAUUCAUUUAAUCACAGCCAAUCAUUCGAUUGCUGAUAUAAUUAGCCUUAAAUAUCUUUUAUAUCUUCAAGAUAAUAGCGAAGGAAAAUUUACUGUAGAGUUUAUUUUAUCAAGAGCACCACCAACAUGGAAAGGUUAUGUAGGAACUAUUGAUGAUAAUUUAUUAUAUGAGUGGAUUAGUAAGAAUUAUCAACCUCUACAACCACCUAAAAUUCCGGAAAGACCAAAUAUUAUGCAAUUACUGCCAAAUCAAUCACUUACACACAUACAGACUGAUGAAAUUUAUGUUGAUGAUUCUAUUAAUCAAUCUGAUGAUUAUAUACUUACCAUGUCACCAACAUCUAUCGAUCAACCUGGAUCUCCACUGUCUGUAUCUUCAACUGCAACUCCAAUUCCUGACUUAAAAAUACCUAUUUAUCCUCCGACAAAUGCAAUGAUCCUUCUUAAUGAAAGACAUGAAUUCAUGAAACUUUUAGCGAAUGAUACUAUACAUCAAUUAAGAGUUAUAGUUUGUGGUCCUCCUGCUAUGAUGGAAAAUAUUAGAAUAGCUUUAAACAAGAUUGGUUUCCCAGAUGAAAAAGCUAUCUUUAUAAUUUGA